AUGCUAAGAGAUCCAAGUGAAGCCAACAAACGAGAAUUAGCCUUACAACAAAGAAAAGCAAAACAGAUAAUCAAUAAAAACAAACGAAUUUGGGAGAAACCCAGAAUAGAAACUAUAGAAAAUAGCUACAAAAAUAAUACAAAACUAUUCUUUGAAAAGGCAAACGAAGUUAAAAAUGGAUUUAUACCAAGAUCAUCAAUAAUGAAAGAAGACAAGGGAACUUUAGUUUCCGAUAAAGAAGAAGUAACAAAAGAAUACAAAAAGGUUUUCUAG
Messenger RNA from Macrosiphum euphorbiae (potato aphid), 273 nucleotides. Lineage: Eukaryota; Metazoa; Arthropoda; Insecta; Hemiptera; Aphididae. The record is from the annotation of a GenBank genome assembly.